GGCGCAAAGAUCGAGUAUUAGUGUCUGGUCUGUCGUCCAUGUGACAUUGACUUAACAGAGGCACAAUGAGACUGACCGCUUUACUAUCGAUGGCAGCCAAGGUUGUUGUGCCCAAAGAUUACCGCUACGGCACCAGCAGACCGUGGACUGUGGCUGCUAAGAUGCGAAAUCCUCCGGGGAAGAGGAGGAAAAAGGUGUUCGUGGAGCCGCUGGAGCCAGAGGACUGGACUCUGCUCAAAGGAGACAGAGUCGAGAUUCUUGCUGGGAAGGACAAAGGAAAGCAGGGAAAAGUGACCCAAGUCUUUAGACGAAGAAACUGGGUUAUUGUGGAAGGACUCAACACU
Messenger RNA from Nematolebias whitei (Rio pearlfish), 344 nucleotides. It is a transcript of the gene mrpl24, whose product is annotated as mitochondrial ribosomal protein L24. Lineage: Eukaryota; Metazoa; Chordata; Actinopteri; Cyprinodontiformes; Rivulidae. Gene Ontology annotation, molecular function: structural constituent of ribosome; RNA binding. The record is from RefSeq and is a predicted model, not a curated record. Gene Ontology annotation, biological process: translation. Gene Ontology annotation, cellular component: mitochondrion; ribosome.